AUGACCGACAAAGCAGGCAUGCCAUCAGGUGGGGGGGGCGGAGAUGAUGCAGGAAACAUCAUGGCGUUGCUGGAGCGCGUGGCGGGCCUCAUGGACAGCGUGCAGACCACCCAGCAGCGUAUGGAGGAGCGUCAGCUGGAGCUGGAGAACACAGUGAAGACCAUCCAGUCUGAUGUGGUCAAGCUGACCAGCGCCCACGCCAACACCAGCUCCUCCGUGGACCGGUUGCUGGAGAAGACCCGUAAGGUCAGCCGCCACAUCAAGGACGUCAGGGUGCGUGUGGAGAACCAGAACCUCCGGGUGAAGAAGGUGGAGGUCACCCAGGGCGACCUCCUGGCCAAGAACAAGUUCCGGGUGGUCAUUUAUCAGGGCGACCAGGAGGUGAAGGCCGUUACUCCCGGCAACGAGUCAGCAGAACCCAGUGGUGGCGCCCGAGCUGAGGUGGAACCGGACAAGUUCGAGCUUCCUCCCGAGUCGGACGAGGAGUACAUGGUGGUGGAGGAGGCCGACUCCGCAGCCGCCGGCCGCGCGAAGAAAACCGGCCUGACUCGCAUCGAGAGCUUCAAAGCCACGUUCUCCAAGGAGAACAUGAGCAAGACCCGCGAGAACCUGGGCACCAAGGUCAACAAGUUCGGCGAGCGCAUCGUGACGGCCGAGCGGCGUGAGAAGAUCCGUCAGUCCGGAGAGAGGCUGAAGCAGUCGGGCGAGCGGCUGAAGGACACCAUCAGCAAGAGCGUCCCGGCCAAGCUCAACCUGAAGAAGGAGAGGACGGUGGCGGAGGGCCAGGAAGGAGCCGAGGGCGCCGUGGACGGAGCCGCGCCCGUCCCCCCCCCCAAGGGCCGCAAGGGCAGCGCCGAGCCUGCCAAGAUGGCUGCCGACGAGGGCAAGGCGGAGGAGGCGGAGGUUCCGAUGUACGACAUGAAGCAGUUAUCGUAA
Molecule: messenger RNA, 936 nt
Organism: Limanda limanda (common dab)
Lineage: Eukaryota; Metazoa; Chordata; Actinopteri; Pleuronectiformes; Pleuronectidae
Gene: cavin4b
Product: caveolae associated protein 4b
Exons: 2
Coding region: 1-936 (311 amino acids)
Biological process (GO): regulation of gene expression
Cellular component (GO): cytoplasm; caveola
Source: RefSeq, a predicted model, not a curated record